Penicillium argentinense is the source of this 1668-nucleotide messenger RNA. RefSeq lists its product as uncharacterized. The transcript has 6 exons. NCBI's taxonomy places the organism in Eukaryota, Fungi, Ascomycota, Eurotiomycetes, Eurotiales, Aspergillaceae. Bases 1 to 1668 code for a protein of 555 amino acids. The record is from RefSeq and is a predicted model, not a curated record. Gene Ontology annotation, cellular component: membrane. Gene Ontology annotation, biological process: amino acid transmembrane transport. Gene Ontology annotation, molecular function: amino acid transmembrane transporter activity.
AUGGGUCACCCCGACGAGAUCAACGCUCUCGAGGCGCAGUCCGACGAUAUUGACACCAAGGAAGGCGAGCAGGAUGAGCCAGUUCAGCUCCAUCGAAAGCUCAAGGCGCGUCACAUUUCUAUGAUUGCUAUCGGCGGUGCGAUCGGUACUGGAUUAAUUGUUGGCACUGGCAGUGCCUUGGCAGCCGGACCUGGCUCAUUGCUGAUUGCGUACUGUUUUAUGGGUCUCGUUGUUUGGACAGUCAUGUGUGGUCUGGGUGAAAUGGCUGCCUGGCUGCCCCUGUCGUCUGGUUUCACUGGUUACGCUGGUCGUUUCUGUGAUCCCGCUCUCGGUUUCACCCUCGGAUGGUGCUACUAUCUAAAAUAUAUUAUUCUCCCACCCACGCAACUUACAGCAGCCGCCCUGGUCAUAACUUUCUGGCCGAAAACUUCUGCAGACAAUGUCAGCCCUGGCGUAUGGAUUGCCAUCUUCAUGGUAGCAAUCAUCGUGAUCAACUACUUCGGUGUGAAAACUUUUGGUGAAUUGGAAUUUUGGCUCUCGUCUUUCAAGGUGAUCGUCAUUCUAGGCAUUAUUCUGUGCGCUUUCAUUUUCGCACUUGGUGGUGGCCCCGAUCACGACAGGAGAGGUUUCCGGUACUGGCAUGAGCCUGGUGCUUUUGCCACUAAAUAUGUCGAUGGGAGCCUUGGAAAGUUCCUUGCUUUCUGGUCCACCAUGGUGCAGGCCACAUUCGCGUUCCUCGGCACCGAGCUUAUUGGUGUUACCGUCGGAGAGGCUCAGAACCCUCGCAAGACCAUCCCAAAAGCCAUCAAGCUUACCUUCUGGCGAAUCAUCGUGUUCUAUAUUCUCAGUGUCCUUUUCGUUGGUAUGCUGGUCCCGUACAACUCCAAAGAUUUGGCCUUCGCCACCAAGGCCAAGAACUCUGCCGCGGCGUCACCUUUCGUUGUCGCCAUGAAGCAAGUCGCCGCUCUUCCGCAUAUCAUCAACGGCUGUAUCCUUGUGUUUGUGCUCUCUGCCGCUAACUCCGACCUUUACAUUGCAACGCGAACUCUAUAUGGUCUCGCUCGUGAGGAGAAAGCCCCCAAAAUAUUUGCUCGCACAAACCAGGCGGGUGUGCCAAUCUUUGCCCUGGCUCUUUCGGCUGCUUUCUGCUUGCUCGCGUUCAUGAGUGUUUCCAAUGGCUCCAAGGAGGUUUUCGGCUACUUCACCGAUAUGGUGUCGAUCUUCGGAUUGUUGACCUGGAUCUCUCUUCUGAUCACUCACAUUUUCUUCAUUCGUGCUCGCCUUGCACAGGGUGUCGAUGAGUCAACACUCGCCUACAAGGCUCCCCUGGGAAUCAUCGGUUCCUCCAUCGCCCUGUUUUUCUGCGUUCUGUUGGCCUUCACCCGCAGCUUUGGCGUGUUUAUCCAUAACCCAGAGAAGUAUGGCAACUUUGACUACAAGACCUUCAUCACCUCAUAUCUCGGUAUUCCCCUCUACAUGAUGGCUUUCACCGGAUGGAAGUUCUUCAAGAAGACCGAGAUUGUCAAGCCCCACGAUGCCGAUAUUUGGACCGGAAAGGCGGAGAUUGAUCGCGAAGAGGCCGAAUAUGAGGCCAUGAUGGCUAUUGAGCACCAGAACCUCACUGGAUGGAAUAAAAUCUAUAAGCAAAGUCUUGCCUGGCUUUUCUAG